AUGUCCAGCGCCGUCGAACAACACGAUCCGUCCGUCCUGCGGCCGCGCGCCAUUCCCAUCCCAUCAAACACCCAUAAUGGUGUCGAUAAAUCCCAUUUAAAUCCUGCAGUGGACAAAUUGAGCUCGGAUACAAGGUCAGUCAAGUCGGGUCCGUCAUACAAUCAGCAUGACCUGGUAUCAAAGAUUAACGUUGUUGAUUCGCGGAUGCUCAGCGGCCGUUCGACUCCCAUCCCCGAAGAUGCUCCCCCUUCAGCGCAAUCCAUCGCAGUAGCCCGCAAGCAAGUUCGUCUACGAAAUCGUCUCUUCUAUACCAUCGAUUACGUUCCGCGAGUCUCACACUUUGAUCCGGAGAGCGAUCACCAUGAUUUUCGCGGCUUCUUCACUCUGUUCUGGAUUAGCCUCGUGAUCAUGGUGGUGACGACGGUGCUGCGGAACAUCAAGGACACUGGAUAUCCACUGCGAGUGCGGGUGUGGAGUCUGCUUUCGGCCAAUGUGUGGGAGCUCGGAUUGAGUGAUCUCGCGAUGGUGGCGAGCUCGGCACUGGUGCUGCCUUUGCAUCGGCUCUACCGCAAGGGACCAAAAUGGCUGCAGUGGGCACACGGGGGCAUGAUUAUACAAAGCAUCGGGGAGGUCCUAUGGCUUGCCGUCUGGAUCAACUGGCCGUUUCUGCGGCUGUGGACGUGGACCGCGCAGGUGUUUUUCACUCUUCACCUUUUGACAAUCCUCAUGAAACUGCACUCAUACGCCUUCUACAAUGGUCACUUGAGCGAGAUCGAACGUCGCCUUGCGGCUCUGGACAAACCAGGGCCCAUUGAGCCGACCUCUCCAUCAGAUAUCAGAUAUCCCGAGCCCAAACGCCGCCGCCCAUCGCUGAAGCCGACCCCCGAUAUGGAUCACGACACGGAACCACUGGAACGACUGCGUGAAGACCUAGCCACCGAGCUGACUUCACCGCUGGGCAAUAUUUCCUACCCCCAGAAUCUGAGCUACGCCAACUAUGCCGAUUUUGUGUGCUGCCCGACCCUCUGCUAUGAGCUAGAAUACCCCCGCCGAGCAAACCGCCGCUGGGCCGAAAUUGCUUGGAAAACACUCGCUGUCUUUGGAUGCAUCUUUUUGCUCACUCUGACCAGCGAGGAAUUUAUCGUGCCCGUGCUCAGUGAAGCACAUGGGCAACUGGAAGCGCUGGAUAGCGUGGCUGACAAGGCGCUGGUUUUGGCAGAAACUAUCAGCAUGCUUCUCUUCCCGUUCAUGGUGACCUUUCUGCUGGUUUUUCUGGUCAUCUUCGAAUAUGUCCUCGGGGCAUUCGCAGAGCUCACUCGAUUUGCGGAUCGCCACUUCUAUUCCGACUGGUGGAAUUCCUGCGACUGGCUGGAGUUCUCUCGCGAGUGGAACGUUCCCGUCCACCACUUCCUCUUCCGCCAUGUCUACUUCCCCUCUCGCUCAAAAUUCUCCCAGCCCGUGGCCAUGUUCAUCACAUUCCUCGUGAGCUCUAUAUUCCAUGAAGUAGUGAUGAGCUGCAUCACCAAGAAACUGCGCGGAUAUGGCUUUGGAGCCAUGAUGCUGCAACUACCCAUCGUUGCGGUCCAAAAAUCACGAUUCUUCAAGGGCAAGAAAACACUAAACAAUGUCUUUUUCUGGUGCUCUAUGAUUUUGGGUCUUUCCAUGGUAAGUGCCAAUGAUUCACAUCAGAACUUUUUCUUCCCCCCCCCCCAAAAUUCACUCCGCACCAACUAA
Penicillium oxalicum is the source of this 1734-nucleotide messenger RNA. RefSeq names its product putative sterol o-acyltransferase (APE2). Gene Ontology annotation, cellular component: endoplasmic reticulum membrane. Gene Ontology annotation, biological process: ergosterol metabolic process. The transcript is spliced from 4 exons. Bases 1 to 1734 code for a protein of 577 amino acids. NCBI's taxonomy places the organism in Eukaryota, Fungi, Ascomycota, Eurotiomycetes, Eurotiales, Aspergillaceae. Gene Ontology annotation, molecular function: ergosterol O-acyltransferase activity. The record is from RefSeq and is a predicted model, not a curated record.